AAUACUUGUGUUUCAUCUCUUCAUUAAUAUAACUGAAGUCUUUCUCUAUUGGGGUCUCCGGAAACUAACAAAGACUUUUCAAAAGCUUUUCUUCUUGUACACGCAAUACAACUCUUCUCUCUCUCUUUCUCUCUCUCAUCGGCCUCUACACAUGGCAGAACUGAUCGGCGGAGAAGUUAUGACAGAGGCGGCAAAGCAGCUCUUGGCGGUUUCUAGCAAAGCCUGGAGGGGCAAAGACACCGCCUCAAACCUCGCCGCGAUGAUCACGGAUCUUCAACCCACCAUCAGCGAGAUCCGCAACAGCGGCGUGACGCUGCCUCCCCAUCGCCAGGCUCAGCUGGGUAUGUUCUCUGAAACACUAGAAAAGUGCAAGAAGCUAGCCGAUAAGGUUCUCGGAUGCACCCGUUGGAACAUGGUUAGUCAGGUAUACUACGUUAAUAAAAUGGAAGGCCUCGAGAAGCAAAUCUCUCGUUUUCUCAGGUGGCAGAUUCUGGCUCACACCCUAGCUGAAGUUCACCUUCUCCGGGCCGAGUCUCAUGCCCGUUUCAAUAAGAUUGAUCGCAGCUUGGAUAGCUUGGAUGUGCAGAUGACCGACGUGCUCUCUGGGGUGCAUCAUCUCCAGGCCACUUCUGAAGUGCGCUUCGAUCGUAUUGACAGAAAUUUCGAUAGGGUGAGUGAGAUGCUGGGCACUUUUGAAGUGCGUCUCGAUAGUAUAAGAGGAGGAGGCGAGUUGAUACGAGAUGGGCUGAGGACGGCCGAGGCUACGAUGAUGCAGGAGGAGGAUGAUGUUGGAGAUUUUCGGGUAGGGUUGGAUUUGGGCAAGAGAAUGGUGAAGGAGUUGCUGUUCAAGCCGGAGGAUGAGGGGAAGCUUUUUGGGAUCUCAGGGAUGAGCGGUUCGGGGAAAACCACUCUUGCCAGAGAUAUUAUGCAGGACCAGGAGGUUCAAGGCCACUUUGAGAACCAGAUUUUGUUUCUCACUGUGUCACAGUCUCCUAUUCUUGAGGUGCUGAGGUCUCAUAUUUGGGCAUUUCUAACUUCUUGCACUCGUCAAACACGGAAGCUAGUGAUCCUUGAUGAUGUUUGGACAAGGAAAUCCUUGGACCAGCUCUUCUUUAAAACGCCUGGAACCACAACUCUUGUAGUCUCUCGGUCUAAAUUCGCAGAUCCUAAAGCCACUCACCAUGUUGAGUUACUAAAUGAAGAUGAAGCAACCUCUCUCUUCUGCCUCUCUGCUUUCGAUCAGAAAUCAAUCCCUUCUGGAUUCAACAUCAAGCUGGUCAAGCAGAUUGUUGAGGAGUGUAAAGGUCUGCCUUUGGCUCUGAAAGUCAUUGGUGGUUCAUUAAAAGACCAGCCUGAAAUAUAUUGGCAAGGUGCAGUGAAGAGAUUAUCAAGAGGUGAACCUGCAGACGAGACCCAUGAGAGUAGAGUGUUUUCUCAGAUGGAAGCAACUUUAGAGACUCUAGACCUUAAAACCAGAGAGUGUUUCUUGGAUCUUGGUGCUUUCCCUGAAGACAAGAAGAUCCCUCUUGAUGUUAUCAUCAACAUUUGGGUUGAACUACAUGAUCUCGAGGAGGAAACUGCUUUUGCUGUUCUUGUUGAUUUAUCAGACAAGAAUCUCCUCACUCUCGUGAAGGAUCCAAGACUUGGCACUUUGUACACUGGAUACUAUGAUAUAUUUGUGAUGCAGCACGAUGUUAUAAGAGACCUAACCAUCCAUCUUAGCAACCGUGGGGAUGUCAGCAGAAGAGUGCGGUUACUGAUGCCUAAAAGAGAGUUGGGACUUCCUAGAGAAUGGGAGAGGAACAGUGAUGAACCAUUUAAUGCCCAGAUAGUUUCCAUUCACACAGGGGACAUGACUGAAACAGAUUGGUUUGACAUGGAACUCCCAAAGGCAGAGGUUUUGAUAUUAAACUUCACCUCGGACAACUAUGUAAUGCCACCUUUUAUCUCUAAGAUGAGAAGGCUCAGGGCGCUGGUGAUUAUCAACAACGGUAUGUCCUUUGCGCAUCUAAGCGACUUCCCAAGUUUUACCAGUUUAGCCAAACUGAGGAGUCUCUGGCUCGAGAUGGUUCACGUCCCUGAACUCUCAAACAGCAUGGUUCCGUUGAAAAGCCUCUGCAAACUGUCUCUGAUCUUCUGCAAGGUCAACAGUAGUUUUAAUCAGAGAGCAUUGGACAUGGCCGAAGUCUUCCCAAACCUGUCUGGUCUCACAAUAGAUCACUGUGAUGAUCUUGUGGAACUACCUCCAACCAUAUGUGGGAUCGCCUCUGUCAACUCGAUCAGCAUAACAAACUGUCCCGGGUUCGUUGAACUGCCCAAGAAUCUGAGUAAGCUCAAGUCCCUUGAGCUUCUAAGACUGUACGCUUGCAGGGAGCUGGAAUCUCUGCCUGAAGAGAUAUGUGAGGUGCCGAGUCUAAAGUAUCUUGACGUCUCUCAGUGUAUGAGCUUGAGUUCUCUCCCGGAAGAGUUGGGAAAGCUAAGCAAGCUUGAGAAGAUCGACAUGAGAGAAUGCAGCGUAUCUAGCGUACCGAGCUCUGCGGUUUCGUUGACUUCUUUACGCCACGUAAUAUGCGACGAGGAGAGUUUGUGCAUGUGGGAAGAGGUGAAGAAGGCGGUUCCAGGGCUUCUUGUUGAAGCUCCUGACACUUGCCUCAGCAUGGAUUGGUGACCCUUGGUUGCUUGAUCUUUGUAAACUCUAUAAAUAAUUUUAAAAAAUAUUAUUUUCUUACAUGAGUUGAUU
Brassica oleracea var. oleracea is the source of this 2740-nucleotide messenger RNA. RefSeq names its product probable disease resistance protein At5g04720. Gene Ontology annotation, molecular function: ADP binding. The transcript is spliced from 5 exons. Gene Ontology annotation, biological process: defense response to fungus. Lineage: Eukaryota; Viridiplantae; Streptophyta; Magnoliopsida; Brassicales; Brassicaceae. The record is from RefSeq and is a predicted model, not a curated record. The coding region runs from base 152 to 2668 and encodes 838 amino acids.